Molecule: messenger RNA, 780 nt
Organism: Eremothecium sinecaudum
Lineage: Eukaryota; Fungi; Ascomycota; Saccharomycetes; Saccharomycetales; Saccharomycetaceae
Gene: MDE1
Product: methylthioribulose 1-phosphate dehydratase MDE1
Exons: 1
Coding region: 1-780 (259 amino acids)
Cellular component (GO): cytoplasm
Molecular function (GO): methylthioribulose 1-phosphate dehydratase activity; metal ion binding
Source: RefSeq, a predicted model, not a curated record
AUGGCGCUCUAUUUGGACGGUUGUCAGUGUGCAUCAAAGCAAGUUGACGAUUCCACUAACAAAGACCCUCUUGUUCAUUCAAAAGACCCAAAGCAUCCUGCAAAUAUCAUUUGCCAGCUAUGUAGACUCUUUUACAGUAACAAUUGGAUUACUGGGACUGGCGGUGGUAUUUCAGUGAAGCAUCCUUUGACUGGACAUAUCUAUAUUGCUCCUUCUGGUGUACAGAAAGAGCAACUGCAGCCUGAGGAAAUGUUCGUUAUGGACCCUAAAACCGAGGACUAUAUCCGUACUCCUGAGGGCUACAAGCCAAGUGCAUGUACUCCACUAUUCAUGUCAUGCUACAGACAGCGUAACGCCGCCGCUGUGAUCCAUACUCAUUCUCAACAUGCCGUGAUGUGCUCUCUAUUCUUCGACAAAGUCUUUGAAAUUGCUAAUAUAGAGCAGAUCAAGGCUUUGCCUAGUGGUCAGAAAGACCCGGUAACUGGUAAGGACAUUAACUUGUCUUUCUUUGAUACUUUACACAUUCCAAUUAUUGAGAAUACUGCCCAUGAAGAAGACUUGACCGAUGGUCUGAAUGAGGCCCUUGCAGCGUACCCUAACGCAACAGCCGUUAUUGUCCGUAGACACGGAAUGUAUGUCUGGGGACCUACUCUAGAUAAGGCCAAGGUUUACAACGAGGCAAUCGACUACUUGUUAGAACUUGCCACCAAGAUGCACCAAUUGGGCAUUCCACCUGCAUGCGCUAUUGGGGAAGAGAAGAAGUACGUGAAAACAUACUGA